GAAGCAGAGAAAGAAGAGCAUCUGUGUAUCAGCAGAUGUGACUCUCACUGUGUGUGUAUGUGUGUGUGUGUAUGUGUGUGUGUGUGUUACAGCUGCAAACAUCUGGACUCCAAACUGAAGCUGUGGCUCACUUCUCUGUGACAUUCUUGAACAGUCAGUGAGAGCAGAGCUGUCGUCUUUCACCCUGUGGACUCCGACAUGACGACGAGGAACAGUAACAGCAGCCGCCACAGCAACCUGCCUGGUUUGUCCCCAAGUUUGCUGAUGGAGGAGGAGGCAGCGGCCGUGGAGAGCGCCAUCAGGGCGGCGGUGGACUCGGUGGUGGCGGUGAUGCGCGGCGCCUGCAGCCGGACGCUGCUGGAGUACCAGAGGAGGCUGGAGGAGCGGGAGCUGGAGGUCAGGAGGCUGGAGAGCAAGUUGGAGCAAAGUGAGAGUGAAGUGACGCUGCUGCGGGAGGAGGUGCGGAGGAGGCAGCCUGGAGUCCCAGCCUGUGGUGGGUCAGACCAGGAGGAGGUGCGGAGGAGGCAGCCUGGAGUCAGAGCGCUUGGUGGUGCUGGUGGAGCAACAACCACUCACCUUUCCCCGAAGCCCCAUGACACAGCAGAGGCCUUUCCCCACCAACAUGCCCAGAAUGGAGCUCCUUCAUUGGAGGGUGAAGGAGCGGCUGGAUGCAUCACCUCCGUGAUCAAAGAGGAGCCCUCCGAUCUGGAGCCGGUCAUUAAAUGGGAGGUGUGUGAGGGGAGUCUGCUGGACCAGCAGGAGGCUGGUGGAGCUGAACAUCAGCAUCAAGAAACAGCUGCAAUGAAAAACACGCGGGUUGAAUUUGUGGUAAAAACGGCAAAUUCCCAGAUGAACAAGGUGACGACAACAGAAGAGGAAGACGAACCUGCUGCCAAUCUGAAACGGAGAGGGGGGGAAAGAAACGGAUGCCGCCUACCCGAGACGGAGGAAGAGGUUGUUGUGAAGAAACCCUGUGUGACUUAUUCAUCUGUCCGAAAAACAACUGCUCUGAAUGACAAUCUGAGCGAUAUCGGCUCAACGCAGCUCCACUGGCAGAGCAGCAAUGGCUCAAUAACUUCAAAGUUACAUGCACAAGAGCCGCUAGCAUGUCAGCAGCCGACAUACAUCACCAUGACAACCCCACAACCUACAUGCGACCCAAUACUUCUCGAGGUCCUUGUUUCACUGGAGACCAUCAAGCAACAAAACACAACUGUUCUUCAAAUACUGCAGUCAGGAAACUCCCCCGGAGCGCCGCUCUCUGAACCUCCAGAUGUCGGCACGCUUCCCCUUCCGCUCCAGUCGGUGCAGGACUUGAGAUGUCUGGAACAGAGGCUCUCUGCCGAGUCAGAGCUGAAGAAAAGGAUGAUCUCGUACCUUGGCCUGUCUGGGGGGAUGACGACCAAAGAGAGCGUCUGGAGGAUAAUGGCCAAGCUCUUUACCAACACUUUGGCCAAAAACAUCAACUGGAGGGGAAGAAAUAACAAGCAGAAGAUAGAGAACCUUACCAUCAAAAGAGUCAUCAUCAAUGCAGUCCGGCAGAAUUCGUUCUGCAAGGAUGCCGUGGAUGAGGAGAUAGAGCGAUUCAUAAAGCGCUGGCUGCAGCUGGCAGGGGACAGAGAUGGAGGACGAAAAAGACGACAAGAAAAGGGCAAGGAAUCCGCCAGCAUGCAGGAAUACUGCAUGGAUGACAUGUUUACUCAUGUGAUUGAGUAGUUUCAGAUAUAUCUGCAACACCAACUGUAUAUAUCCUACGGCCAUUUUACUUUUGUCAUCUAAUGUUUAACUGGUAAGUGAUCUGAAAUAAUAAUAAGAACACAAUACACGACAAAAACACGUCUAUAGUCAAAUGUAGACACCUGCACACACACAUACAACUACACGUAUUGUUCCCUUUAUUAUAUUUACUCUCCUCAACGUUAGGUACAGUAGAUAAAAGAAAUCUAUACAGUUCCUUUACAAUAUAUAGUUAAUGACAAGAUUUGCACUAUUUGCAUUAUUGCUUUUGUUUAUUUGGAGUUCUUUAUUCUUUGCACUUCCAUUUAGAUUUUUAAUCAUAUCUUAAUAUUUGUUUAUAAUGUCAAUCAUAUUUAUUUUUACAAGAGAGAAUGAAUUCAUUGUAUUCGUUGUUAUUUGACCUUAUCAUCAGCAUUGAUUAAAUGUUCUUGUAAGGAAUAUUGUUAAAAAAAAAAAAUAAACACAGGUUGUUA
Messenger RNA from Hippoglossus stenolepis (Pacific halibut), 2210 nucleotides. RefSeq lists its product as uncharacterized. The record is from RefSeq and is a predicted model, not a curated record. The coding region runs from base 199 to 1716 and encodes 505 amino acids. NCBI's taxonomy places the organism in Eukaryota, Metazoa, Chordata, Actinopteri, Pleuronectiformes, Pleuronectidae. The transcript has 7 exons.